Notolabrus celidotus (New Zealand spotty) is the source of this 2800-nucleotide messenger RNA. RefSeq names its product cyclin I (gene ccni). The transcript has 10 exons. Gene Ontology annotation, cellular component: cyclin-dependent protein kinase holoenzyme complex; nucleus; cytoplasm. Gene Ontology annotation, molecular function: cyclin-dependent protein serine/threonine kinase regulator activity. The coding region runs from base 291 to 1541 and encodes 416 amino acids. The record is from RefSeq and is a predicted model, not a curated record. Gene Ontology annotation, biological process: regulation of cyclin-dependent protein serine/threonine kinase activity; mitotic cell cycle phase transition. NCBI's taxonomy places the organism in Eukaryota, Metazoa, Chordata, Actinopteri, Labriformes, Labridae.
GCCUGGAGGUAGGCGGAGCUUGUUUCCUCCCCCCGGUCCCCUCCUCGGAAGUAGACGUAGCUGUCUAUAUUCCGUUCUUUUAUUUUUAUACAUUUUUUACCCCUUUUCCCCAACACUUAGCACCAUGGCCGCCAAGAUGGACGACUAAACCGAAGAACGGGUCCCCGAUUUCAGCCCUAAGAUUUCCUUGGACCGAUCGGACCGGAUGAAAUCCAACUGUGGUUGUCUCCGCUUCGCAGGGGAGGUAGCUGUAUCCAGUGGGGAGGUAGGCUUAUCCAGGGGAGGACAGAAUGAAGUUCACCGACCCCUGGGGACGCCAGAGGCUGUCUUUUCUUCUAGAAAAGGCCGCCUCUAGGGAAGCCAAGAUGUGGAGGGUCUACGUGCCAAAGAAACCCUCCUCACAGGAUACAGAUAUCUCCCCGGCCCAGCGGGACGAGGCCGUGCGCUGGUUGACGGAGCUCCACGGCAGGCUGCAGCUGUACCCAGAGACCCUGGUGUUAGCUGUCAGCAUCCUGGACCGCUUCCUCGUUCCCAUCAAGGCCCGUCCAAAGUACCUUCGCUGCAUUGCCAUCGCCUGCUUCUUCUUAGCUGCCAAGACCUGUGAGGAGGAUGAGUGUGUGCCCACUCUGAAGGAGCUGGUUGACUCCAGCAGCUGCGGCUGUUCUCCUUCAGAGAUCCUGAGGAUGGAGCGCAUCAUCCUGGACAAGCUGGACUGGGAUCUGCACACCGCUACGGCUCUGGACUUCCUGCACAUUUUCCAUGCGAUGGUGCUGUCCUGCCGUUCCGGGUUUCUGGACUCCAUGUUGCGUCUGAACCGCUCUCAGCACCUCUCCAUGCUCACACGCCGACUCUACCAGUGUCUGUCUGACCACACGCUCAUUCAGCUGAGAGGAUCCAUGCUGGCCUUGGCCCUCAUCACUCUGGAGCUGGAGACCUGCUGUCCUGACUGGCUGGCCCUCACCAUCGACCUGCAGAGGAAGGCACAGAUCGACAGCUCAGAGCUGAUCCGAAGUCGUGAGCUGGUGGCUCGUAGUCUGUCCACACCGAAAGCUUCCCUGCCUCCAAACACUGUCUACAUCUACCAACCCCUGCAUAGCCCGACCACCCUGCAGCCUCCGGACAAGGACCCAACACUCCACUGCUGCACACUGGGGAUCAACUCCACCGAGUCUUCCAGGGACCACGCUCCUCCAGAGCAGCCUGCCUCCUCCUCCUCCGACAUCCCAGCGCUACUGUCUCCACCCAAAAACCUGCGCCACCCUAACCACCUGCAGAAAGUCACGCUGCGCUGCAAGUCCUCCUCCAAACGCAAGGUGGAGGAGAUGGAGGUUGAUGAUUUCUCCGACUGCAUCAAGCGACUCUACAACGAAGACAUUACCACCCCGGCCAUCCAGGAGGGGGCGACACCUGCGAUGGGGGCGAUAGCAACAGGGGGAGGAGAAGGAGAAGGAGGAGGUCUGGGUGUCUGCAGUGUCCUGUUGUCCCGACAGGAAGGCAGCUGCUCGCCCUGCCCGCCUCUGCAGCCAGUCAGUGCCUCCUAAAGACCAAACCAGAGCCAAAACCGCCUUCAUACUGACACCUGCUUCCUGCUUUACUUUCAGAAUAAAGUUCUCAAAAUAAAAGUCUCAACAUUAAGGGUGUUUCUGGCAGCUGUGAUGGGCAACUCCUCCAGCAACAGGCAACAAAGAAAGAGAAAGUUCUCGUUGCAUUUAAGCAAUAUAAAGGCAGCUCCUCUGGACAUGUUGCUCUUCGCUGUCGCCAGAAUAAAAAGUCGUAAAGUGGAGCAAGAAAAUGAAGACGUAACAAACGUGAAGCAGCAAUGAAGGAGGUUCAGCGGUGACAGUGGUUUUGGUUUUGGUGCAAACGACCCCGAGCUGUUCAGACAUCCCGAGGUCAGCCGCUGUCAGACUCUGCAGCCGGAAAACAGAGCGCAAAAAAAAUUUAAACAUUCAAAAACUAAAAAACGUUGCUGCUGCUACUAUCUUAUGAUUCUAUUUGUUGAACACAAAUAUUAAAACAAAAACAACAAAAAAAAUUUACCUUCAGAAACCUAGAUUUGACUUCGUCCCCCUGUUAUGUCUAAUCCUCUCCGUCAUCGUUCGUCAUCUUAUUUUUGUUUUUCACACUUUCCAUUUUAACGUUUUUAUUCCAUCUUCUUCUCUUUCCUCCUGCACUCUGCAUGUGUUCAUCUAUUUAUAGCCUCAGAUGUAUGAAUGUUGCUCUGUAGACGAUGAUCUGUAAUAUUCGCCCAGAUAGAAAAAGUUUUUCUUUUCACGUGAAGUGUAAUUUGUUAAUAAGAUGCUAAUAUAAAAAUCCCUUCUUUGAAUCCCUCUGUUUUUCCCCUCUUCCUCCUCAGCGUGUUGUCGACUGAAUUAAACUUCUCACGUUGAUUUAUUCACCCGCAAAUUAAAUCUGGCGUCCUCCUGCAGAAAUCUCGGCUUCGAAACGACGACUUUAUCGUUUCCUUUGAAGCCGAAAUCAAGAAAAGGAUCAGUUACUAACAAACUCUCAUUAAGUGGAGUUCACUCGCGUCUGUUACUCGUUAUCUCACCCUCCUGAAGGGGUCAGAAAUCCUGCAGGACUCAAAGUCUUGGUAAUAAAACAACCUUGAGUAAGUUUAAUCAUCUUCACCUGGAUGUUCAGAAUAAAACUAAAACAACACGCUCUGUUUUUAUCUCUUGAAGUUCUGUUUUUAUUCCUGCAAAAAGCUCUGUGUUUCCUGCUGUAAGAACUGCCGGUGGCUGCUCCGGGUCCCUGAACACACCACAAUAAAUAAAGAGAUAAGAGAAUGAAACCUGAA